Molecule: messenger RNA, 1604 nt
Organism: Bemisia tabaci
Lineage: Eukaryota; Metazoa; Arthropoda; Insecta; Hemiptera; Aleyrodidae
Product: lysosomal phospholipase A and acyltransferase
Biological process (GO): lipid metabolic process
Source: RefSeq, a predicted model, not a curated record
UCAGUUAAGUCAUUCACCAGUUGAAUAAACUACUCUAGUGAAACUCACAAUGCAACCUCUGAUUCGGUCACUUGGAAUCCCGCUGAUUUUUCAGCUCUUCUCUUUGAGUCCAGCAGUUGACGGCUAUAACUACUACGAUGAUUCCUUAGCUCCGGUCAUUCUGAUACAUGGCGUUGGCGGGAGCCAGCUCAAGGCAAAGUGGGAAACGCAGGGUCAUCCGGAAUAUUGCGACGAAAAACAAGAGGAAUUCGAUUAUGUAUGGCUAUCUAUGAGCAUUGCCGUCAAAGGAGAUAACAAUCUCAGAUGUUGGGUUUAUAGGUUUAAAAUCCUGUACGAUCAGAAAAAUCAGAGGUUCACCAAUCAAAAUGGAGUGGUGACUAUAGUCAGAGGGAAUUUCGGAAGUCUUGAGUCCUCUGAGUACGUUGCGCACAAUGCGAUCGCGAAAUUCAAAACUGAAUACUAUCACGAGGUCAUAGAGAAUUUUGAGGAUGCAGACUACUCGGAGGAACUCAGUAUGAAAGCAGCCUCUUACGACUGGCGAUUCCCACCUCAGAGUUUGGCGGAACAUCAAUACUAUGCUCAGUUGACGCAGUUGGUGGAAGAAAUGGCACAGAAAACAUCCCGUAAGGUGACGAUCAUCGCACACAGCAUGGGUGGCUUGGUUACGGCUCACUUCCUUCUCAUGAAACCGCAAGCCUGGAAAGACAAGUAUAUUAACUCUUUCGUCUCUAUCGGGACGCCGUGGUUGGGCAGCACUGCGACGCCCAAAAGUUACGUUGUAGGCAACAAUUGGGGUAUUUCGUGGCUCAAUGUCGUAAUAAUGAAAGUCCUGCUAAGAAGUCUUCCGUCCGUAGCACUCCUGAUGCCCAACGAGGAAGAAUUCAAAGACGAAGUGUUGAUGGAAUGGACUGCCAAAAACAAAACAUAUACGUCGAAGGAUUACAGACAGUUUUAUACGGAUAUUGGUUUUCCGGAAGGAUUUGAAAUCAGACAACGGGUUCGUGGUAUAUUUCCGGUUCCUUUGGACAAACUGGGAGUGCAGUACCAUUGCAUAUGGAGCAGAACGACAAAACCGGAAACUCCUGGCAGGUUCUGGGUGACUGACCCGAAUUUGCCGGAGGCUACAGAAAUUUCCGGUGAGCAAAUGGUAGAAGGCGACGGGACGGUAAAUAUAAAGAGCUUGCGCUAUUGCGAGAGGUUCAAAAAUGCCACGGUCAAAAGUUUUGACGGCCCCAAUCAUACGGGACUCCUCUAUGAAAAAGUACUCAGCGAUUAUCUUAUGUCUUCUGUCCUCAAAAAUGGCAAAAGUCUCUAACAAGCUAUACUCAGGGGAAAGGCAAAGUCAUGUGUAAACCAAAAUAAUUGUAUUUACCCCGAUAAAAUGAGUCGUAGUCCGUUCUAGACUGGACCUCGAUUGGGCCCUGUUUUAACUUUUUUAAAGGGAUCUCGUUUUGAAUCCAUUCAUAAAGGAAACCCAAUUCAUUUUGAAAAAGACGUGAACAGAACUGGAGAAAGCCAGGGGGCCUGCUUUCUGUUAUCCUGCGGGUAUCUUUUUUUCUGUAUUUUUCGGAGGAAAUACACUAUUGAAUUUGUAUUUUUUCAAA